This is a messenger RNA of Biomphalaria glabrata, 1535 nucleotides long. RefSeq lists its product as uncharacterized. The record is from RefSeq and is a predicted model, not a curated record. Lineage: Eukaryota; Metazoa; Mollusca; Gastropoda; Planorbidae. The transcript is spliced from 4 exons. Bases 180 to 791 code for a protein of 203 amino acids.
GCUAGAUAUUUUUGUUGUCCGCUUCAGUAUCAAGAUCUUUCAUUGGAUAAAACAGAUUGUGUCGGCGUGGAAAUAACACCGCUCAAGUCUCAAUCGGAACAUAAAAAGGGUGUCAUUGAGGAUCUACGGAUAUCUGAACUCUGGGCUUCACUCAUAACAACUAUACAACCUUAAACAGCAUGAGCACCGCAAGUCUGACUGGCUCCCAUUCUGAGACUAGACCAACUCAAGAGCAGGAUGGGUCACUCUCUUUGGAUCACAAUUCUCAUUCACAGUCGCGGUUCCAACAUCCUCCAGAGACAAACUGUACGGGGCCUCCCCCCUCGUACAACGACAGCAUCACCACUGAAUCUUACUACAGUGUUCAAACGUACCAGCCACAACCACAGCCACAAUCAAACGAUACAAGAUUUGAUGGUUCUCACUCUGAAACUGAAUACAGUCAAAAUCGGGAAAAGUCAAACUAUUUAGAUAGCAAUGUACACUCACAGUCAGGAGUCGAACUUUGUCCUGUGAUAAGUUAUAGCCAGGAACCACGGCAGGAACUUCAUCUUGACUAUGAGCCUAGGUACGACGGUGUGCACACGCAGCAACCACAACAACAACCACACGAACAUCUCUCUAACAAUGUUGACAAACCUCAUGAUCAGACAUGCAAGGACCGUGCUGAAGAUUGUCUUGAUAGCUGUUCGGAAUGCGACUGUGAGGAUUGCUGUGAAAGCUUUUUGGCGUGCCUGGACAUAUGUGAGAUCUGCGUUUCUUGUUUUCGCGUGUGUUCAGACGAUGAUUAGAACUCUUUGCUUUUAAAAGUUUAAUAAACAACACAUUUUGAAAAAAGUGCUAGAGAUCUAAUUGUGCCGCUGAUCUGCUUACAUGCCUACUUCACAAGGGAAGAAAUCAGUGGGACAGCCUUUGAAUUUAUGAUGAUUUGUUUCAAGUUGAUGCUUUAGUUUAGCAGGUGUCGUAGUUUUGUUCAAUGACACAUUCAAACAAACGACACAUUGUGGUUGAUCACUGUUACAUUUGUACGGUAUUAAACCAUAUUGUAAAUAUUCGGGUCCAUAUUUACGUAAUUUUGCCCUUACGGAGGUCUCUGUUAGCGCGUAAUGUUUUAGUUCAUUGUCAUUAUUUCCAUUACACUCUUGCUCUUCUUCGGGCGUAACCUUCCGCAUUAAAAUAUUUAUCCAUAAACUAACGCUACGAUGGGCGUUAGAAAAAUUUAAUAAAUUCGUGUUACGACUGUUUAACUUUGUAAUUAAGUCUAAGAAGUGCAAUGUAACAUUUAUCAUUAUGUAAAUACUAGAUUCUAAUUAUUUGCAAUGUAUUUUACUUUUGUAUUUAUUACUGAGAAAAAAAAAGUGUUGUAGAUAAAUGUUAAUGUAACUAUUAUUUAAUAAUUAUUCAAGAAAUUGGCAAUAUUGUGCAAUGCAGAUAAUGUGGAGUAUCUAAUGAAAUAUAAAAGUUGAUCUAUUGUUUUCACCGACAUAUGUUUGAAUAAAAUCAAAUAAUAAAAUUGAGUACUGAGAGAAUAAUGA